AUGGGCCCCCAAAAUGCACGGGUGGCAGUGUGGGCGCUGCUAGAGCAGCUCGCAGUCACCCUUCUCAUCCGCACACUCAGACACCAGACCGCCAGGUGGCUGCGUGUCAAGCCGCCACCUGGCACUCAGGCAGACGAAGCGGCAGCACCAACCCCUCCUGCUAUAGCCGCUGCUACAGGAGAAGGGGUUGGAGUAGCGGAGGUGGGGGGGGUUGGAGCGGAGGUAGGGGGUGUUGGAGAGAAGGUGGAGGGGGUUGGAGCGGAGGUGGGGGGGGUAGGAGAGGAGGAGGAAGGAAUGGGCUCAGGAGAUUUGGGUGGGGGAGCAGGGUCCGGGGAGGAGGUGUUGGUGGUGGUGGGAGGAGAGGGAGAAGAGGGAGAAGCGGAGGGAGAGGAAGGAGAAGUGGAGGGAGAAGGAGAAGGUGAGGGGGAUGAGGGAGGUGAAGACGCAGAGGGAGGUGAGGAGUCAGAAGGUGAGGGAGAGGAAGGGGAGGAGGGAGAGGGAGAUGAAGGUGAUGCAGGCGAUGACGGAGAGGAGGGAGAGGAUGGUGAGGAUGGUGAGGAGGGCGAGGAAGGGGAAGGGGAGGAAGGGGAAGGGGAGGAGGGGAGCGAAGGAGUAGGAGAGUCACCAGGAGAGCCGUUGGGACUGCUGCCAGUGCCCGGGUCUGGAGAAGACGCCACAGGCAGGCCUACAGGCUUCUCCCUGGGGGGGUGGUGGGGGGGGAAGGUUGCAAGGCAAGGGGAAGGGAUGAAGCGAGCAGACAACAGAUGGGGCUGCUGCCAUUGCCUGGGUCUGGAGAUGACGCCACAGGCAGGCCUACAGGCUUCUCCCUGA
Messenger RNA from Closterium sp. Naga37s-1, 831 nucleotides. The record is from the annotation of a GenBank genome assembly. NCBI's taxonomy places the organism in Eukaryota, Viridiplantae, Streptophyta, Zygnematophyceae, Desmidiales, Closteriaceae.